Sesamum indicum (sesame) is the source of this 5595-nucleotide messenger RNA. RefSeq lists its product as uncharacterized. Gene Ontology annotation, biological process: protein deubiquitination. NCBI's taxonomy places the organism in Eukaryota, Viridiplantae, Streptophyta, Magnoliopsida, Lamiales, Pedaliaceae. Gene Ontology annotation, molecular function: protein binding; cysteine-type deubiquitinase activity. The record is from RefSeq and is a predicted model, not a curated record.
UGUAUAUAGAUAUAUUUGUGUAUAGUGCCCCACUUUGGAUCGUUCUUGCCCAAGAUUUCUGAGUAAGUCUCUCUGUAUCUGUCUGUCUGCAUUCAUACACAAUCAAUAAUCACGAUACAGCUGAAUAUAUGUAUGUAUAGAUUCCAUACGCAUAAGUGUAGAAUUUAUGCAUGCAAUUAAGUAGAUACCGGAAAAUUUGAUAUGGGGCACAAGAAGCGAAACGUCGCUCCUCGCUCCAAACCCUCACAGCCGCCCUCGGCGGCGGCGGAGGCGGCGGAUGGGACCUCCGCCACCGGUUCUGUAGUCGAUGGUGGUCUUUCGAACCUCGACCAUUCAGCCGACGCGGGUAGAAAAAUACCUACAAAAUCCGAGGCCACGGAUUUGGAAAGCAAUAGCAAUGCAAACCCUUCUUCAUCCUAUGCUUCGAUAAAGCUUGAGUGUGAGCGGGCCCUCACGGCUUUGCGCCGGGGGAACCACACCAAAGCCCUAAGGUUGAUGAAGGAUUUGUGCUCGAAACAUGAGAAUUCCCCACACUCUGCCUUGAUUCACCGUGUUCAGGGGACUGUUUGUGUGAAGGUGGCUUCAAUUAUUGAUGAUUCGAAUGCCAAACAACGGCAUUUGAAAAAUGCAAUUGAGAGUGCAAAGAGGGCGGUGGUCUCGUCCCCUAGUUCUAUUGAGUUUGCACAUUUUUAUGCAAAUUUGUUGUAUGAGGCUGCGACUGAGGGUAAGGAGUAUGAGGAGGUGGUGCAAGAGUGUGAGAGGGCUUUGGCGAUUGAAAACCCUGUGGACCCUGCCAAGGAGAGUUUGCAAGACGAGAACCAGCAGAAGAUUUCUACUGCUGAGGCUCGAGUUGCCCAUGUUCAAAGUGAGCUCCGAUCAUUGAUUCAGAAGUCCAAUAUUGCAUCUAUCUCAACUUGGAUGAAAAAUCUGGGGAAUGGGGAGGAGAAGUUUCGGUUGAUUCCAAUCAGGAGGGUUCCUGAAGAUCCGAUGGAGCUGAGGUUAGUUCAAGCAAAGAGGCCAAAUGAGAUAAAAAAGGUGGCAAAGACGCCCGAGGAGAGAAGGAAGGAAAUUGAGGUGAGGGUGGCUGCAGCUCGUCUUUUGCAGCAGAAGUCUGAGUCACCUCAUUUGAGAAAUGAUGUGGAUAACAAUAAUAACAAUAGCAAGGGGCUGGAUUCCACUCCGGGUUCAGGCCACAGAACAGGUGAAAGAAGGAAAAGUGGGAACGUGAAGAAAUCUGCGUCCUCAGAUGAGAGAAGGGAUUGGGUUCGAUUGUAUUGGAACUCGAUGAGUUUGGAUGGGAAGAAAGAUUUGCUGAGAAUUAAUAUUUCGGAUCUAAGGGCACAUUUUAGUUCAUCAAAGGAUGGGCUACUGAGUGAAGUGCUUAAUGAAGCUUUAUCUUUCGGAGAAGCUAAUAAAGUAUGGAGGUUUUGGAUGUGCUGUCGCUGCAAUGAGAAGUUUGUUGAUGCUGGUUCAUUCAUGCAGCAUGUCGUACAGGAGCAUAUGGGAAGUUUGUUGCCAAAAAUGCAGUCUAUUCUACCCCAAAAUGUGGAGAAUGAAUGGGCUGAAAUGCUUCUUAACUGCUCUUGGAAGCCAUUAGAGUUAAAUGCAACAAUUAGGAUGCUUGAGAAAAAGUCAAAAUCUAACACACCUGACUUACUUGAUGAAUGCUCUCGACACAAUGCAGAGGAUUCCAAAGAAUGCUUUGUUGACUCUUACUGCAAUGAGUAUGAGUGGGAUUCAUCACCUGGAAAGAAGAAAUCUGGUGAUAAUAGCAAUGGUACUGUGCAAGAUAGCAGGGAGUUUGAAGACGUUGAGUGGAUGGACUGUGAUGGAGAUCAAAGUAGUAAGGAAAGUCUAAUUCAUGAGAACUGGCCUUUGUCCGAUGAUCCCGAGCGUGUAAAGCUUCUGGAAAGAAUCCAUGCCAUUUUUGAGGCACUUAUUAAACACAAGUAUUUGGCAUCAAGUCAUCUUAGCAAGGUUAUACACUUUGCAGUGGAGGAGCUCCAGGGUGUAGCUUGUGGUUCUCAACUUAACUCAAAAAUGGACCAAACUCCUUUGUGCAUAUGUUUUCUGGGUGCUUCGGAGCUUAAGAAGAUCCUGAAAUUUUUGCAGGAAAUUUCUCAGUCUUGCGGACUAAAUAGAUAUACCGAUAAAAACAAUGUAGGAGAUGAUUCUAACACUGGGAUGCCGGUUGGUGACAUUAUGGAGAAGAUAAUCUUUAGCCAGGAUGCUUCAUUUUUGGUGCUUGAUGAGCAUUUUCUUCCCUGCAAGGUCCCUCGCUUAUUAUGUGAUACUGCUUCUAGUGAUGUUUCCAGUCCACCUAUUUCAUCCCAUGUCAAAUAUGAGAAUGGUGUUGUACUUGAUUCAGAUGCAUUAUUGUCCUGGAUAUUUACAGGAGCCUCAAGUGGUGAACAUUUGACAUCCUGGAAACGUGCGAGAGAGGAAAAAGCUCAGCAAGGUCUGGAAAUUCUCCAGUUGCUUGAAAAGGAAUCUUACCAUCUGCAGGGCUUGUGUGAGAGAAAAUGUGAGCAUUUAAGUUAUGAGGAGGCAUUGCAGGCUGUGGAGGAUCUGUGCUUGGAAGAGGGGAAGAAAAGAGAACAUGCAGCGGAUUUUGUUCGUCGAAGUUAUGACUCAGUCCUUAAGAAAAGGCGGGAAGAACUCAUUGAAAAUGACAAUGAACUUUCAAUUAUCAGUAAUAGAUUUGAAUUAGAUGCCAUAACAAAUGUUCUGAAAGAUGCGGAGUCCCUAAACGUCAGCCAAUUUGGCUUUGAGGAAACUUAUAGUGGUGUUACGUCGGAUUUCUGUGACCUGGAAUCUGGUGAAGAUGGUGAUUGGAGAACAAAGGAUUAUCUGCAUCAGGUGGACUCUUGCAUAGAAGUUGCAAUACAGAGGCAGAAAGAACAAGUUUCAAUAGAGAUCAGCAAAAUAGAUGCAAGAAUCAUGCGAAUAGUUGCAGGGAUGCAGCAAUUGGAAGUUAAGCUUGAGCCUGCAUCUUCCCAUGAUUUCCGGUCAAUUUUAAUCCCUAUAGUAAAAUCAUUUAUGCGGGCACGAUUAGAGGAUCUGGCAGAGAAAGAUGCCACAGAAAAAUCUGAUGCUGCCAGGGAGGCAUUUUUAGCUGAACUUGCUCUGGAUUCAAAAAAGGGAGCUGGUGCAGGAGUUGAAGGUUCGAAACACAUGCAUGAGAGAACAAAAGAGAGGAAAAAGAGUAAGGAGAACCGGAAAAACAAGGAUCCAAAGGCUACUAAUAGUGAUGAGUUGCAAGAUCAGACAGCUGAAGAGAUAUUACUUUCGAAUGCUUAUGACAGCCCAGUAUCUGGAAGUGCUAUUCCUGGGGCUGAUGAUGCCUUAAGACUACAGGAAGAGGAGUACAAACGCAGAAUUGAGCUUGAAGCUGAAGAAAAAAAGCUUGAAGAAACUUUGGAAUAUCAAAGACGAAUAGAAAAUGAAGCAAAGCAGAAGCAUCUGGCAGAGCAACAUAAAAAGUUUCUGAAAACAACUACUGAGAAGGCAGAAAUAGCUGCACUGCCUGAUGCAUAUUUGAGUCAAAGCAAUGAUGACAUGUGUGCCAAUGAGCAAUGGAAAAAGAGGAAGGAACCUUUGAUGCAUAAGGAUGGAUCUGCAAGCAUUUUGGAAAAUGUGCCAAAAACUGCAAAUGGGGAUGUGCUGAGAACUGGCUUACCAAAUGAAAGUAUUGUGGAGGAUGGUGGUUUAUUUUCUGACCGACGCACGGGGAGGAGAAGCAGACGGCACAAGGGUCCAACCAAAUUGGGUGAUGGAAAGUAUGCUCCACUGACUCCUGACAAGCAGGAUAGUGAUCCUGGUCAACCUAGAUUUGGGCAAAAUCCCCGUGGUGAUGGAGAGAAUGGAGCAAGAACGGGACAGCUUCAGGGAGAGGAUGAUGAUGAAGAACGGUUUCAAGCUGACCUUAAGAAAGCCGUUCGACAAAGCCUUGAUGGUGCUAAUAAAAUGGAUGCAUAUGGAACAGGGCUAAGAAAUGAAGUUGGAGAAUAUAAUUGCUUUCUUAAUGUCAUAAUACAGUCCUUAUGGCACUUAAGGCGGUUCCGAGAUGAAUUUUUGUGGAGGUCAUCGUCUGAACAUGUUCAUGUUGGUGAUCCUUGUGUUAUAUGUGCUUUAUAUGAUAUCUUCUUUGCUCUGAGCAUGGCAUCUAAGGAUAACAGAAGAGAAGCUGUUGCCCCUACAUCUUUGAGAGUUGCUCUAAGCAACUUGUAUCCUGAUAGUAAUUUCUUCCAGGAGGGUCAGAUGAAUGAUGCUUCUGAAGUGUUGGGGGUAAUAUUUAAUUGUCUCCAUCGAUCAUUCACUCCUGCAUCAGUUACAUCUGAUACAGAAUCUGUAGAUAGCAGCUGCAUGGGCUCCUGGGACUGCACCAAUGGUUCUUGCAUUGCACAUUCAAUUUUUGGAAUGGACGUAUUUGAGAGAAUGAACUGUUAUAACUGUGGCUUGGAGUCCAGAUAUCUGAAAUACACAUCUUUCUUUCAUAAUAUCAAUGCCAGUGCUCUCAGAACAAUGAAGGUUAUGUAUCCCGACAACUCCUUUGAUGAGCUUUUGAACCUAGUUGAAAUGAAUCACCAGUUAGCUUGUGAUCCAGAGAGUGGUGGCUGUGGGAAGCCUAACUAUAUCCACCAUAUUCUCUCCACUCCACCACAUGUUUUCACGACAGUCCUGGGAUGGCAGAAUACUUGUGAGAGAAUUGAAGAUAUAACGGCAACAUUAGCAGCUUUGUCUACUGAGAUUGAUGUCAGUGUCCUUUAUCGUGGUCUCGAUCCCCAAAAUAGACAUUGCUUGGUCUCAGUGGUUUGCUAUUAUGGGCAGCACUAUCACUGUUUCGCCUACAGUCGUGAUCAUGAGCAGUGGAUCAUGUAUGAUGACAAAACUGUGAAGGUAAUUGGUGGGUGGAAUGAUGUUCUUACAAUGUGUGAAAGAGGACAUCUACAGCCCCAACUCCUCUUGUAUGAAGCUGUAAACUAGUACUACUUGGUAAUGUGCUACUUGAUAGCGAAAAACGGGGCUACUCAUUGUCCAGUGUUUGAGCUAAUGGUGCUUUCCAAUCUCUGCCUGUGCGGGUGUUCGGCUUACUUGUACAACUGGACAUGUGGAAUUGCAAUGUCGAUAUGAAGCCAUGGUAGUGUAUUAUAGGUAAAGAAUCUGUCAUAUAGCAGAGAGAAAUGGGACCAACUGUGCUAUACGAGGAGGAAAGUCUUAGAAAUAUAUGCAAUAUUUGUUGAGCAAUUUGGAAAUCGGAACUAGGUUUGGCUGGAUGGCUAAGAAAUUAGGGUCCUCCUGGUCUAUUGGAGCUUGUGGUCUGUUCUCAAUGGCAACUAUCACCAUCUGUCGAUGAAGAAUACAGAAAUUGUACACAAGAAUUCUUGUACUUAAAUUCACAAAUCUGAUUAUUUUGAGGUAGUGUAUAGAUCAGAUCUCCGGACCCUUGGGGAACUGGUAUGUGAAGAAUAGAAAUUCCCCUUUUUGCAGUUCUCCUUGGGGAAAAAUUUUGGUUUAGGUCACUGUCAAUAACUCUUGUAUGCAAUGACAUGUUGGCAGAAAUGAAUCUAUACAAAUUUUAUGCUUUAGUUUCGA